Cryptosporidium ubiquitum is the source of this 705-nucleotide messenger RNA. RefSeq lists its product as uncharacterized. The record is from RefSeq and is a predicted model, not a curated record. Bases 1 to 705 code for a protein of 234 amino acids. NCBI's taxonomy places the organism in Eukaryota, Apicomplexa, Conoidasida, Eucoccidiorida, Cryptosporidiidae. The transcript has a single exon.
AUGGUACCACAGUUAAUCUCGUUAUUUCCACCAAGAAUUUGGUCAAAAAUUAUCUCCAGAACUCAUGGAAGAUCUUUGGAUGUCUUUAAAGAGUAUUGCUGUUGUACUUCUAGUAUUAAGAAAGCUCUAUAUAUAUUUAUCAGUAUUUGGAGUGGAUGUUUACUUGCAUUUAAUAUUUUAAUAUUAAUAAUUUGUUUAAGAACAUUCAAAAGUUAUCCAUUCUUUUUAAAACAUUUAUUCCCAGAAUUAUCCGAAGCUUCAUAUGUUGAAUUAUAUAUUAUUUAUAUAUUACUUUAUAUCAUAUCAAUUACUAAUAUUAUAAUGGGGUUUAUUGGUUUUAUCACUGCAUAUACCUAUAGUAUUAUAGCUCUCAAAAUAUAUAUGGUAUGUAAUUAUUUAAAUAUUAUUAAAGAUAUUAUUUUCUUUAUUGUUAUUAUUAUCCUGUUAAAUAAAUGGCAUAUAGCAUUCAUCUAUUUUAUUUGUUUCUUUUUUUUAUUCCUCAUUUUUAUACUUUUUGGGAUUCUUAGUUCUUUUGUCGCAGAGAACUUAUUAUACAUUUUUGAAGAAGAAAGGGAUGAAAAUUCAACUUCUCAAAAUACAGAAACUGUGUCGGAUUCAACCAAUAGCAAAAAUGAUGAAAAUUGUAAUAAAGAUCUUGAAAUGGCCAAAGAUAAUGAAUCAAAUGAUCCAACUAUCCAAAAUUAA